Fragaria vesca subsp. vesca is the source of this 381-nucleotide messenger RNA. Its product is annotated as E3 ubiquitin-protein ligase RING1-like. Gene Ontology annotation, molecular function: ubiquitin protein ligase activity. The transcript has a single exon. The record is from RefSeq and is a predicted model, not a curated record. Gene Ontology annotation, cellular component: cytoplasm. Gene Ontology annotation, biological process: protein ubiquitination. Bases 1 to 381 code for a protein of 126 amino acids. Lineage: Eukaryota; Viridiplantae; Streptophyta; Magnoliopsida; Rosales; Rosaceae.
AUGUCUGAGGACGACGUCGUUCGCAGUUACACAUUUAGUAAUCCAAGAACACACGAAAUUCCCGUGUACACCAGAAAUGCAUAUUCCAGGCAACAAUUACUUGAUCUCAGGCACGCUGAUCGGCCACCCGUGGCGGUGGGGGCAUCAAGGGCGUCCAUAGAAACCAUGUCAACGGUGAUAGUCACUGAAGAAGGAACGGAUUGCAGUAUAUGCUUGGAAAGCUUCAAAGUCUCUGGUGAAGCCAAGGAGAUGGCUUGUACGCACAGGUUCCACUCCGACUGUAUUGAAAACUGGCUGCGAAUGCGUGCUUCUUGCCCACUUUGCAGGUUCACCAUGCCCGUGAACUCGGACGAAGAGGUGAAUAGUCAAUUGCACGAGUGA